AAACGUUGCAUUGCCUUAUGUAGACCUUGUUUUUUAGUAAUGCAUCAGACCUUGUUCGAUGACAGACUGACACUCAUUGGCUCAAAUACCAUAGCGCCAUGGGAGGGCGGUUCUAUGGAAAACGGCGGAGUUUAAUCCGUAGCAUCACCAAUAUGAGCCGGCUACUACUACCCCUCAUCUCGCAUACUGUCUCGCAUCGACAGUAUGAAAUAAGCUGUUCGCAGUGAUGGGAGAAACGAUAAACAACACAGGAGAUUACGUACAGUUUCAUUGUAGUCUCAGCUUUCUCUGACAGUCUGAGCACACAAAGAAGAAAGGACACAGACACAAUGAAGAUUUACAACCUCCUGAAAAAGCCACUUCCUCUCCAUGUUUCUGUGUAAAGUGGACUAUGUAAAGAGGAUGACUGUAACAAACUGGGACAAAAAAAUCUAAAAGAGCCGCAUGGUGUAAAGGAUUGUGAUUGGGAAAUUGUCUACAACCCAAUCAUUUUUGUGCUUUUUUUUGGCUUUUGUAUUGUCACUGGUGGCACACAAGCAUACACACCCACCACCAGACAAACACACGCACAUAAACACACAGUCCGUGGCCCCUGCUGAGGGCAAUGCCCAACCUGCUGAAUGCUGAUGCCUCCUUCAGCUCCAAACAGGAGCUUCUGGACCUCCAUGAUGGUCCCAUUGGCCCAGUGCUGGACACCCCAAGCCCAGUGGAGUUGCAGGAGGACAGCCCCUCGACCUCCAGCCUUAGCAGUCCGGCUGGAGACAACCCCCAGGUGGGGCUCAGGACCAUGGGGGCCGGGGACGAGCUGGCAGACACGCCGCACGGGUUGAAAUUCAUCCCCUCGGACACGGAGUACCUGUGCGGCUGGGGAGGCAUGACCCCCCCCUCCAUCCAGACGUUUAACACCCCCCGCUGGGUGCUCUUCUUCCUGUGUGCGGCCUCCUUCUUACAGGGCAUGAUCAUCAACGGCUUCAUCAACACGGUCAUCACCUCCAUCGAGCGUCGCUUCGACCUGCGGAGCUAUCAGGCCGGUCUCAUCGCCAGCUCCUACGACAUUGCAGCCUGCGUGUGCCUUGCCUUUGUCAGCUACUUUGGGGGCACGGGCCACAAGCCCCGCUGGCUGGGCUGGGGGGUGCUGAUCAUGGCCCUGGGCUCGCUGGUGUUCGCACUGCCCCACUUCACCACGCCACCCUACCAAGUGAGUGUGCCUGAGCGCUCGGGCCUGUGCUCCAGCAACCUGACGGAGCCGUGCCAGGACAGCGCGAGCGCAGGCCUCUCUGCCUACCGCUACGUCUUCAUGCUGGGCCAGUUCCUGCACGGCGUGGGAGCCACGCCACUCUACACGCUGGGCGUCACCUACCUGGAUGAGAAUGUUAAGUCCAGCUACGCACCUGUCUACAUAGGCAUCUUCUACACGGCAGCCAUUGUUGGGCCAGCAGCUGGAUACCUGCUGGGAGGAUUCUUCCUCAACAUCUUCACAGAGACGGACCAAACGACGGAGCUUACACCAGAGAACCCUCUGUGGGUGGGGGCGUGGUGGAUUGGCUUUCUGGCAGGGGGAGCCGCAGCAUUGAUAAUUGCCUUACCAAUCCUAGGGUAUCCACGGCAACUACCAGGUUCUCAGCGUUAUGUGGCUAUGCGUGUGUCAGAAGCGCACCAGCUGAAAGAUGGCAGUCAGACCAGAGCCGCUGACCCUCAGUUUGGGAAGACAGUGAAGGACAUGCCCAGGUCUGUCCUACUUCUACUGAAGAACUCCACGUUCAUCUUCCUGUGCCUGGCCGGGGCCACGGAGGCCACACUCAUAGCCGGCAUGUCCACCUUUGGGCCCAAGUUUUUGGAGUCCCAGUUCAACUUGAGUGCAUCGGAAGCCGCCACCUGGUUUGGAUACAUGGUCGUACCAGCAGGGGGCGGUGGCACCUUCCUGGGUGGCUACAUCGUCAAGAAGCUGAACCUGCGCUGUCGGGGCAUUGUCCGCUUCUGCAUGCUGUGCGCGCUGGUCAGCCUGACGGCCAUCUUCAUCUUCCUCGUCCACUGCCCCAACAUGCCCAUGGCGGGCGUGACAGCCCCCUACCGGACCAGUCCACUCCUGAACCAGCACCAAGACAUGUACCUGGACCCGUACGAGAGCGAGAGCAUGUACAACAGCUCUCUGGAGGGGAACCUGACGGUGAGCUGUAACGCUGGCUGCCACUGCGUGAAGGAGCUCUAUAACCCCGUGUGCGGAGCGGACGGAGUCAUGUAUUACUCCCCUUGCCACGCCGGCUGCAGCUCCAUCAACCGCACGCACAGCCACAAUGGCAGACAGGUGUUCUCUGACUGCAGCUGUGUGGUGGGGAACGUGACGUGGGGGAAGGAGGGGCUGGCCCUGGCAGGGAAAUGUAGCUCCUCCUGUCAGCACAUGCCGGCCUUCCUCUUCUUCUUCUUCAUCGUCAUCUUCUUCACCUUUCUAUGCAGCAUCCCCGCCCUCACUGCCACCCUCAGGUGUGUUCCAGACAGCCAGAGGUCCUUUGGCCUGGGGAUCCAGUGGAUUGUGGUGCGGACUCUGGGUGGCAUCCCAGGCCCCAUCGCGUUUGGAUCUGUGAUCGACAUCUCGUGCCUACUGUGGCAGGACCAGUGUGGCGAACAGGGCUCCUGCUACCUGUACCAGAACUCCGCCAUGAGUCGCUACACGCUCAUCGCAGGGAUCAUAUACAAGGUAUUGGGGACCUCGUUCUUCCUGUUGGCGAGUGUGCUGUACCUGCCCCCCCCGGAGUCUCCUCAGAGCAGCUGUGAGAGCACAGACCAUGGCAUUGGGGACAUUUCAGGGGACUUGGGAGACCUGCCCAUCAAAGACCUGCCACAGGAGGUCAUCACCAAUGUCCAUGCCAGGCUAUGAUGUCUUACCCACAACCGACACCUCACUGUGUGGGUGUGUGUGUGCGUGUGCGUGUGCGUGUGUGUGAGCGUGUGUGUGUGUGUGCAUGUGUGUGUGCGUGUGUGUGUUUGUGUAAACAGCCCUCACCAAACCAAAACACUGCAUUAUUUUCCCUCUGAAGCACACACUCGGUGGUCAGGUUCACUGCAUAUGAUGUCCUCUUGUCACACAAUGUGUACGCACAGCCACUACUCUACUUUCCUUCAUCCGUGUUAGUCCUUAUACAUCAGUCCUUUACUUUACUCCAGUCUGUACAGUGUGUGUGUGUGUGUGUGUGUGUGUGUGUGUGUGUGUAAGGGAGAUGUAAAGAAAGGAGGUUCUCACUUGUUGCCAUAUUUGAGAUAUUUUUGGAUUUACAGAAAUCAUACUUACAGGACGCCAUUUAUAAUUGUUUGCUGGAAAAGAUUUCAGAAGGGGUAAAAACUAUCCCUGAUGCUGCAGUUUCUUUAUACAUUGUACAGUCACACUUUAUUUGGAUGGUCCCCUAUGGACUACAUCUACAGAUGCUCAAAUGAUAAACAAUCUGUUGAAACUCUGUUCACUAGAAGUUAGGGUCAAGGGUUGGGAAUGGUUAAGGCAAUCGUCAGUGAACAAUUACAAAUACUGAACUUGAGUUUCAACAGACCAUCUGUAAAGCGUCUGUAGGCGGACUGUCCUAAUAAAGUGCUACCACAUUGUCAUGUACACGUAGUGCUCUUUCCUGAGACAGGAUUAGCGUACAGAUAUAACAGAUUUUCUGUAACAAAAUACUUUGUAUUUGACUCAAUAUUCUAUUCAAACCCAAACAUAAAAUUUUAUUUAUCAGUUACGAUACUAAACAAACUUUAUUGUCUACUCACAGUAUAGUCUUUCAUAUAUGAACCACCACGAUAACAACAUGAAAUCAUAUUUAUUGCCAUAUUCAAGAAGCACUUAAAUGCAUUUAGAAGAAAAUGUACUGUAUAUUUUAUCAAAAAAAAGCACAUAACUAUAUAUCAGACAAGUGUUGGCCCACGAAAGGGACCUGGAAGGUCAGCGAAUGGAGAAUGAUCUGGAAGGUCAGCGAAUGAGGAAUGAUCUGGAAGGUCAGCGAAUGGAGAAUGAUCUGGAAGGUCAGCGAACGGAGAAUGAUCUUUGCGAACGCAACACUGGCCCUACGGGGGGACAGUGGGAGUGAGGUGGCCAGGACUCGCUGCCUGUGCGCCUCCUCCACAUUCCCCCUCCUGCCCUCCUGCCCUCCUGCCCUCCUCCACAUUCCCCCUCCUGCCCUCCUGCCCUCCUUCUCCCCGCGCCUCACCCACCCUUGCCCAUAAAAGCAGUGCACUUUAUAACACUCACCAAGGACCUUGCAAUCUGUCAGCAGCAACACUGUGGUCAUAACAGCCCGUGAGGGGAUGACAGGCGCCCGUCGGCGCCACCUUUCCUUAGUGUCAUUCACCCAUACCUGUGAUCACCAUAGCAACAGAUCCUAUCAACAGUUAGUGCAACAACACUCAAGAUAAUGCUAGGGUGCAGUAUUUAUGUGUUCCAUGUUUUUUUGUCUUUCUUUCUAUUUUUGUCUUUAUUUUUUGACUUUUUACAGACCAGUUGUGCCAAAGCACUGUAACUCAUUAAAGAGAGGAUUGGAUUGUAUUUUCAACUGUCAAAAGUGUUUUGUAUUGUUUUCUUUUUUUUUGUGGAAGUGUGCAGUUGAUGCCGCCCAGCGCCCAGUGAGUAACUGGUGCUGAGGGACUGGCGAGUUGGAAGAUGGAUGGAAGAUGUUCUUAGUGUUGUGAUGAAACCACUCCUGAACCACUUAAUUCAUGACUCCUAUCCGUAUGUGGAUGUAACUUUUUUUGAAACCCUAGUCGUUGAAAGUGUAAAAUACAAAUACAUGAAGCUGAUGCCAGAUCAGAUUAUUUUCUGUUUGAAUGGUUAUGUUCAAAUUGAACAUACCUAAUUUCAUAAUCAAAAAUGUGUGUUUGCCAUUGUCCAGAAAAUAAUGUAUUUAUUUUUACUUUAUUUAUUAAUGAAUAUCAGUGACUGUCUUUAGUUCUCUCAGAGUUAAUGUCUGUAAAAAAAUAUUAAUGUUUUUCAUAUGGAGAGUCAAGAUCCUGGUUAAACAGGUUAAGACCUCAGCAAGCUUUCCAUUCCCCUCAAUUUAUGCAAUGUAAAGACAUUAUUGACAGCAGUGUUCAGUUGAGAAGACGUCUUUCCAAAUUACCACUGUUGUGAAGAUUGUUUUGUGUGAUUUAAUUUGGUUUUUAAUCAUCCCACGUGAAUUUAGCCACUUGAUUUUGACCCUUUCUAGUCUAAUUAGUUUGACUGAGCUGUGAAUGUUGGAGAUUUGUGUUCAUGUAAUUUGUUUUUGAGUUGCAUUAUUAUGUAAACACAUUUCUAUCCAAUUUCACCCUGGUCUUAUGGGGAUUUUGUUUAGGUACUUUUUUAAGUAAAUCGAUGAUUUUAAAUUUUA
This is a messenger RNA of Clupea harengus (Atlantic herring), 5345 nucleotides long. RefSeq names its product solute carrier organic anion transporter family, member 4A1 (gene slco4a1). Gene Ontology annotation, cellular component: basolateral plasma membrane. The record is from RefSeq and is a predicted model, not a curated record. Gene Ontology annotation, molecular function: protein binding. Gene Ontology annotation, biological process: sodium-independent organic anion transport; transmembrane transport. NCBI's taxonomy places the organism in Eukaryota, Metazoa, Chordata, Actinopteri, Clupeiformes, Clupeidae.